GUUGCUGAUGGCUGGUCGAGGGGAAAAGAGCCAUUGAUUUGAUUUGAGUCUUUGAACUCAUUCUAUUUGUCAUCAGUCUGACGUAUCGUUUGUUGACGGUCUAGAAAUAUCAACGAGUUUAUCACGACUCUCGCCAGACAUUUGCGUCAAUCGGUUUUUCCGUUUUCAUUGCUAUCGCUGUGGCUUAAUCAACUAUCGUUAAUGGACUGGAUUUAGUCUGAGGAGCGGUACGAGAGAGUGAGGGGCUCUUUGUAAUCGUUUACAAAGUGACAAUGUAAAUGUGAAGUAGAUGCCAAUAGAGGAGUGCAACUGAACUGUGAUUAAUCGGUUAGAUUGUGAUACUUUAGGAGAAAGAGAAUUAAUUAAAUCCAAGAUGAUCUUCAACGACACACUACUCGUGCUGACAUACACAGCCGGAAUGAUGGCGUCUCUUUCUAAUGACAGUAAACCCCAGAGUUCCGAGGUGGAGGUCAAACUUCAUAAUGCCACGACCUUGUCUUCUGAAGAAGCGGCUAACAGUUUCGAAUUGGGAGAUGAAUGGUAUAUGUGGCGAUGUUAUCGUCCGUACGGUUGCUUCUACAUCGGGCCACCUUGGUCAGGUGAGAAUCGUCCAGUCUUCAGCUUUCCAGGACGUCCAGACAGUGUCGAUCCCCAUUACCUUCUGUACAACCGAAGAAGUCCUUCACCCCAUGAAUUACUGAUUGAUGACUUCGAUUCGAUCAGAACAUCACCGCUCAAUAAUACCUUGAAAACAUAUUUCAUCAUCCAUGGGUAUCUAGAUAAUGGAGACAAGUCCUGGAUUUUGAGAGCGAAACUGGAGUUACUGCUACGGGAAGAUUGCAACGUGAUAGUGGUGAAUUGGAUUGGUGGUGCUGGGCCACCCUAUCCCCAGGCAGUGGCAAACACCCGUUUGGUAGGUGCAAUGACAGCAAGACUGGCAUCCCAGCUGAUCGAAGUGGGUGGAGUACCGCCUCGACGUAUUCACGCGAUUGGCCACAGCCUUGGAGCCCAUACUUGUGGAUAUCUAGGAUAUCACCUGCGAUCGCGGUACGGUUAUCGCCUCGGCAGGAUCACAGGUCUAGAUCCAGCGGAGCCACAUUUCAGUCAUACGUCGCCGAUGGUGAGGCUUGAUCCAACUGAUGCAGAUUUCGUGACGGCGAUACACACGGAUUCCAGCCCCUUCAUGACUGGGGGAUUGGGAAUAGGCCAGCCCGUUGGUCAUAUUGAUUUUUACCCUAACGGGGGGAAAAAUCAGCCGGGCUGCAAUCACGGGGUGCUCAAUUCCAUCACCAUUGAGAAGGGGAGCUUCGUUAAAGGAAUCAAGAGGUUUUUGAGCUGCAAUCACAUCCGCAGUUAUGAUUACUUCAUCGAGAGCAUCAAUACCGCGUGUCCGUUCUUAGCGGUGCCAUGUUCUUCCUGGAGGAAUUUCCAGGAUGGUAACUGCUUCGACUGCGUUAAUCAGUACUGUCCCAGAUUUGGAUUUGAUGCACAGCCUGGAAAUUAUCAUGCAUCAGUGUAUUUGAUGACAGCAUCAGAGAAGCCUUUCUGUCGGGGCCAUUAUAAAGUUGCAAUAAAUAUAUCAAAGACUGAUGAGAGUGUGGAUCACGGUGGGGACGUUGGAAUUUUCGUUAUCAGAGUCAUUGGGGUGGGAGGAAAGAAGUCAGAGAGGAUUCCACUGAGUGAAACAUCAAAGUACUAUGAGCCAGGAUCAUCACAUACGCUGGUACUCCCUGGGGAUCUAGUGGGGAAGCCAGAAGCUGUUGAAAUCACCUGGGAGUACCAGACAUCUGUCUUCAAUCCUUUGACCUGGAGAUUACUCGAAAAACCAAAGGCUUACAUCGAUUCUUUAAAGAUUGACAGCCUUGAGUUUGCAUCUGGCAUCACGGUGUGUCCUGACGAAACAAAAGAAUUGAUGGCAAACGAGCCGAGAAUACUGACUGCCGACAAUUGUCGUCACACCGACGUGAAUGUUGUCUCAACGUGAACGAAUAAAAAUGGUAUUAAUAAUUAAAAGAUAAUUGGAGUCGUGACAAUGAGAGAAAAACAUCGCCAAGACGAAAUUUCUUUCCGGAGAAAUGGAACGGAGAGAUCUCCUUUACCGAUUCGACUGUUAAAUUCAUACAAAAUGAUAGCCAUCAUCAAAAUGGGCGGGGGAUCAGCGAUCGAUAUACGAUGUUUCGAUCGAUCGCAGAUGGCGCUGUGUCAUCCAUAAAUCGACGAAAAGUGUAAAUUGUUAUGUGAGCGCAGCGUAAUUGCGAGAUUGAGUGAUCGAAUGAGAGAGGUAUGACUGGGUAAUUUUGCGCAGGCAAUUUGUUGCGUCACAAAUAUGCUAAAUAUAUCCUAGGUUUUAAUCGCGGAAGUGUCGAAUAAUUUUUUCCACAAUUGCACGAUUAAACAAUGAAAAUCUAGGCAAUUAGUUUCGACCGAUGAAGAAAACCAUGGGAAAUUGAAUAAAAGAAAUCAUCCAAACGAAA
Molecule: messenger RNA, 2474 nt
Organism: Fopius arisanus
Lineage: Eukaryota; Metazoa; Arthropoda; Insecta; Hymenoptera; Braconidae
Product: pancreatic triacylglycerol lipase
Exons: 7
Coding region: 374-1984 (536 amino acids)
Biological process (GO): lipid catabolic process
Molecular function (GO): triacylglycerol lipase activity
Source: RefSeq, a predicted model, not a curated record